Molecule: messenger RNA, 438 nt
Organism: Aplosporella prunicola CBS 121167
Lineage: Eukaryota; Fungi; Ascomycota; Dothideomycetes; Botryosphaeriales; Aplosporellaceae
Exons: 2
Coding region: 1-438 (145 amino acids)
Source: RefSeq, a predicted model, not a curated record
AUGACCGGCCACAGCGGCCCAAUACACCCACGGAUCCCCGAACGAUACUACGGCGAAACAGCGACGUUUGCCGGGCUCUUCGUGCUGGUCGACAUCCCCACCCACAUGCUCGACGAGAUGCUCAGUGAAGUCAACACCCUGCUCGACAUCCCAAGCAUCUGGCUCGCGACCAGUACCAGAGCCGAUGUCCAAGUCCCCACCAAAGAACUACAUCCGAGCAUCACGACCACGCCGCUCGAUCCUGCCUGGCGGUCGCCGUUUAUAGACAUGCAUAUCCCUGACAUUAUCCGUUUUCUCAAGGCUCUGCAUCUGGAUCCUACGGCUGAGUUUGAUAGACGCCAUUUUCUUACUAUUGAUGAAGAGUGUGUUAGUGAAGGGAUUAGGUGGCUGAAGGGUUAUCGUAUCGAGGGGGAUUUGGACGAGGUUGAAAAUGAGUGA